This is a messenger RNA of Periconia digitata, 1766 nucleotides long. NCBI's taxonomy places the organism in Eukaryota, Fungi, Ascomycota, Dothideomycetes, Pleosporales, Periconiaceae. The record is from the annotation of a GenBank genome assembly.
GUCAACAUGGUUCGCAUCCCUAGACGCACUCAUAGCGUCUCUGGCCCGCCUUCCGUGCACGCACUACUAACAGAUGUUGCUUGCUGUUGUAAUGUCGCUAAGCGAUUCCAUAUGUCAAUGAUGGCUCUCCGACGGAAUCCCUACAGGAAGUGCAAAGGAGACGACGCCACCAUUAUAGCAACACAGAAGCGUGCGAACGAGUGGGGAUACAAUCACGUGGACAAGGUUGAGCAACCCGCCCCCAAUAGAGUAUCUGUAAUGUCACUUCUCAACGAAGAGACGGCGAGAGAUGGUGUCAAGGAUGUCCAUUGCAUGGCGCAAUACAGGAAACUCCAGCGCAAACCCUCGAGACAGGUUGGCGACAGAUCGACGGACCCGUUUCCUUUACUUCACCUACCACGAGAGCUCCGGAAUCACGUCUAUUCAUAUCUAGUCGUCCAGCGCGGGCGCCGUAUUCCAAUGUUGGAAGCGAAAUCAAUUCUCCGGGAGCAAAAGAAACGUAAUACAGCUCAGCGAAACCGGGAACGCCAGAACCUCAAACGUAUUCAAAGUGGACGCCGACCCAUUGUUUCCAAAGAGACUUCGUUGGCACCCAUCAUCGACCUUAAUAUCAGCCAAGCAUCCAAAUUCCUCCACUGGGAGUCCAGUGAAUACUUCUAUCAGAGUAACUGGUUUGCCAUCUCCAUGGACAAUUUGCCAUUGACCACCAUCGAGACUCCCUCGGGGUGGGAUUACAGUCGAAUCACCCGACUGCAGCUUGAAUUGCAACUCAAGGACGCGCAACGAAUGAACAGUUAUACCGACUGGGCUUCAUUUUUCGCCAUGUUCCCGAACUUGCGCUUUUUACGAAUCAUACCUUCCUUCCACUCGCGAUACUACGACUGGGCAAUCUCCGAAUUGAACGAAUGGCACAGCGCACACUUCAUCUUCCGUGCUUUCUUCUCCUUGCUACUAGCCUCGAUUCCCGAGCAUCUCAACCUGAAAUUAGGGUUCUCCGUAAAUCCUUGCGAGGACAUGCACCUAGAGGGCAAAAUGGCAGUCAGCAAAAGCCUCCUGUGGGACAUGUAUGCGGAACUAGGAACGAGGCAGGAUAGCAAUGGCCAGAAGCUAUUCGUAAACCAGGUCAUCGACUGCGGACAGUCGUUUGAGAAGCCUAUUGGUAUAAUUGGGCGCUGCACACGCUUAUGAAUGCGAACUAGUACACAACUAAUGUCUUAAUGUAAAAUUUCUACGGUCUUAAUAUGUAUAUUACUUCCUAGUCAUCUGAAAAUGCCCUCUCAAGCUUUUCUGCAAGUGUUCAUUCACUUGGGGAGAGAUCAAAGCCCGUUCACACUGGCUGAUGGAAUCAACGGAGAAUGAAACCCGACAUCGGACUUUCUGAAAUUCUUCCCUCGGCGCGUCUAUAAAACCAUUGCAUUAUGCAUACUCUUAACGUUUCCAACUUCUUAAAACCAAACAAAUACUUAGCAUAACAUAUAUUAAUAUAAGUAUGCUAAGUGUCAGUAAGCAGGUUUCGUAAGUGGGCUCAGCGAAAUCUCGCCAGGAGACGGUGUACAUGAAACUGUUAGGUCUUGCAUUAUAUAGUCAUGAGACCUGUGGGUGCACAUUGUAACGGUCUCUACUGUAGACGUUCCGAUAUCAAAAGAUUUAUAAUUAGGAACUUGGAGCAAUCCCGGGCCUGUGGCACGAACGCUUAAGCUUAAGUGGGAGCUAAGCUGUAGGAGAGGUGGUGUCGAUGCGGUGUGACAGUUUUGGAGAUCCUUGCG